GGGGGCCACAACCUCUAGACAACCUCAAUUCUUCCAGUACAAAUUCUGUAAACACAUUUUUAGUGAAUUAUUAAUUUGGUGAAUUAUUCAAUAGGUGAAUUUAUUUUUUGGCAGAAUUGUCCUAGAGGCCAUGUAUAGUUUACCUUAUAGGAUGUAUGUGGGGUGAAGGUACUCACACUGACAGUAGGUGUGAGUGUGGGAGUGGCUUCAUCAGAACUGAGUUUUAGAAAGAUAAGAAGCUUAUAUGAAUCUUUACUCAAUGAAGAAUUUGGGUCCCGUCAUAUGGUGUGAAGGGCCACUAUAAACAUACCCCCUUCCCCAUAACGUGGGAAAGAAACAGCUUUGGGGGAAAUACUGAGGAAACUGCCUUUACCUAAUGGAUAUGGGUUUAGUAUGAAUUAUGGAAAAUGGGUAGUGUAGGGCCCAUAUGGAUCCAACAGAGGUAUCAAAAUAAAAGAUGACAUUCAGUAUUUCAAAGGAAGCUAACUUCAUACAGUCCCUGGAGGACAAGGAGUAUUUCUAAUGUAAGCUUAUCAUAUAUUGUUUUUGCCAAUGAGAGUAGAGAGUGGUGAUGAAGAGUAAAAAUUAGUGAUUUUGCUUUAAAUAGUCUGAUUAAAAAAUGUACUUCAUUUGUCUUAUAUAUUAUACAUUUCUAAAACUAUUUUUUCAAAACGGCAAAUUGCUUAAUUCCUUGUUAACAGUUGCCAUGAAGAACUCCCCAUCACAUACUACAUAUAGAAUCCAACUCCUUUCCUCUCUCAUCAUUUUCUUUUUUUAAUUAUUUUUUGUCUGUCUUAUUUAUUUAUUUUUUUUAUCGUGUUCUAGGUAAAAUUUACAGGGCAAAUUAGUUCCUCACUAAACAGUUAAUGCACAAAUUGUUUUGUGACACUGGUUGCCAAAACCGUCAUAUGUCCACACUCUUCUCUUCUCCACCCUGGGUUCCCUGUUUCGAUUUAUCCAGUUCCCCUGCCCCUUCCUGUCUUCUCUUCUGUGUUUGCUGAAUGCUUCUGCAGCAGCCAACACUCACUGUCUUGUGUUGUAACAUUUGUGCACGUAUCUUUUCUUCCACUCUAGGUUAUAAUUUCCCAUGCCACUUAUCCUAGUUCUUUAUGACAAAUAGAAAUUCAAUGACUAUUUACUAAAUUGAGUUAUCUCAGCAGAAAAAUAUCGAAGAUGCAUCAGGUCGUGCAUCCCCCAAGAGCUCCAAAUUGGACCCUUCAUAGAAAGAGGAAAACGGCAACCUGGCCCUUCUCUAGGCUGUGGGAAGAAUGUGAAGCAACUCUGGUCCAAAUUAUCUUGGUCGCAGCUCUCUUGGCUUCUGUUCUUGGUGAUUGUGGUCCCCCACCCAAUUUACUAUUUGCUUCUCCAAUGUAUGAGGUGAAGGAGGAAAACUUCAGUACUGGAACUAUUCUGAAAUACACCUGCCGCCCUGGCUAUAGUAAAGCCAUUUCCAGUCAGACUGUUACCUGUGAUGAUGGAGGCUCAUGGAGCUACAAAACCUUCUGUACCAAGAAACGGUGCAGAAACCCAGGAGAUUUACCUAAUGGGCAUGUGGAAGUUAAGACGGAUUUCUAUUUUGGAUCACAGAUAGAAUUCAGCUGUUUAGAAGGAUAUAUCUUACUAGGCUCAACUACUAGUUUCUGUGACAUCCAAGAUAAAGGAGUUGAUUGGAGUGAUCCUCUCCCACUCUGUGUAAUUGCCAACUGUAUGCCUCCUCCAUCCAUCAGCAAUGGGAAGCACAAUGGUGGUGAAGAAGACGUGUACACAUAUGGCUCUUCUGUAACCUACAGCUGCGACCCCCACUUCUCACUCUUAGGCAAAGCCUCCAUUUCCUGCAUGGUGGAGAAUAAAACAAUAGGAGUCUGGAGCCCGAGCCCUCCUACCUGUAAAAAAAUCACCUGUUUUCCGCCAGAGGUUCCAAAUGGAACAAUCAUCUCCGGAUUUGGACCCACCUACACUUACAAAGACUCUAUUGUGUAUAACUGCAAAGAUGGUUUUAUCCUCAGAGGCAACAGCGUAGUACAUUGUGGAGAUGAUAACGACUGGCACCCUUCUCCCCCUGUUUGUGAGCUCAACAGUUGUAUCAACUUACCAGAUAUCCCGCAUGCUUCCUGGGAAACACGUUACAACUACAGGCCAAGAAAAGACAAUAUGUAUAGUAUUGGCACUGUGUUGAGGUACCACUGCAAUGCUGGCUACAGACCCAUUUCGAAUGAGCCUACGACUGUGAUGUGUCAGGAAGAUUUGACGUGGACCCCAUACAAAGGGUGUGAGAGUUGCCAUUUUCCUCCUAGCAUUGCCCAUGGACGUUAUAAACGAAUUUAUUUUUAUGGCAAAACUGAGUUUAUGUAUGAAUGUGAUACAGGAUACACUCUGGUUGGACAGGCUAAAUUCUCCUGCAGUUCUUCAGCCUUGUCACCUCCAGCUCCGCAGUGUAAAGCUCUGUGUUUGAAACCACAUAUACAAAAUGGAAAGCUGUUAGUGCAUAAGGAAGAGUAUACUGAAGGUGAAAAUGUUAUUGUGCAGUGCAAUCCAGGCUAUAGGCUGGUCCGUUGGAAAGAAGCCGUUGCCUUCGAUGGGCUGGUAGGCUCUCAAAAUAUCACUUGCUCAGAGAACAGAUCCUGGUAUCCAGAAGUGCCCAAGUGUGAGUGGGAAGUCCCUGAAGGUUGUGAGAGAGUACUAGCAGGCAGGAACCUCAUGCAGUGUCUCCCAAGCCCACAGGAUGUGAAAAUGGCUCUGGAGUUAUACAAACUGUCAUUGGAGAUUGAACAACUGGAACGAGAGGGACAAAGAACCCACUCUGGAGCAUCAAAGUAAUUCUUCCUAAAAAAGGGAGGAUAAGAUGCCUUGCUGCCUUCAGUUCUAUACAGAUAACUUCAGCAACUCUGCUGUCCCUUUGACAUCAUCAUUUACAGUAAUACUUAUCUGGGUAGGAGAAUUGGCCAAUGUUCAGUGCUUUUAAGAUUGUGAAAUUAUUGUUAGUCUGCCCUCUUGUGACUCAUGUAUUUGCUUUUCUGAAUGCAAAGUGUAAAUGCUUUCAAUUAAAAAUUUGCAUAUCAAAAACUAUUUUGUUUUCAUGGUCAUUUGGGACUCCACGAAAUGAGGGUCCUAAACAAACCCACUGCUUAGAGUUAAUACUCCUAUUUUACUGUGUAGGUCUAGGAAAUACGUACUUGAAUUCUUAUCAGUGUAUUUUCCUGUAAUGCCUUUACUUCACAGCUCACAUGUCCAAAUCAUCCAGGUCCUUCAGGACCCUGAGUCGAUGUGCACACACCCACAAAGUCUCGUCCGUUCUCCCCACUUUGAAUGGAGUUGCAUUCUCCUCUGAACUCCAUGCACAUUGACUCUUCCUUGCCAAAGCCACAUCCCAAGUUUUGCCUCACACAAAGGGCAUUUAUGUUUGUGCCUGUGU
This is a messenger RNA of Loxodonta africana (African savanna elephant), 3412 nucleotides long. Its product is annotated as C4b-binding protein alpha chain. The transcript is spliced from 10 exons. The coding region runs from base 1174 to 2817 and encodes 547 amino acids. Lineage: Eukaryota; Metazoa; Chordata; Mammalia; Proboscidea; Elephantidae. The record is from RefSeq and is a predicted model, not a curated record.